Marmota monax (woodchuck) is the source of this 420-nucleotide messenger RNA. RefSeq names its product cytochrome c oxidase subunit 7A1, mitochondrial. Bases 110 to 352 code for a protein of 80 amino acids. Gene Ontology annotation, biological process: mitochondrial respirasome assembly; regulation of oxidative phosphorylation; mitochondrial electron transport, cytochrome c to oxygen. Lineage: Eukaryota; Metazoa; Chordata; Mammalia; Rodentia; Sciuridae. The transcript is spliced from 4 exons. The record is from RefSeq and is a predicted model, not a curated record.
UGGAUUCCCCGGGAGGGGGAGGGCACCAGGAGGAGGGCACCAGGAGGAGGGCACCGUGUGUCCUUGGGUGGAGAGGGGAGGUGACUCCAGCUGAAGAGGAGGACGCAGAAUGAGGGCCUUGCGGGUCUCCCAGGCGUUGAUUCGCUCCUUCAGCUCAACCACCAGGCACCACUUUCAGAACCGAGUGCCCGAGAAACAGAAACUCUUCCAGGCAGACAAUGACCUCCCAGUGCACUUGAAGGGCGGGGGAACUGACAACAUCCUGUACCGACUGACCAUGACGCUGACUCUGGGGGGCAGUGUCUACAGCUUGUACUGCCUUGGCUGGGCCUCCUUCCCCCACAAGAAGUGAGACCAAGAAGUUUGGAGGACCUAAGGGACUUGGAUAAACAUCAAUAAAUUGGCUUCUUGGGAACCCAA